This is a messenger RNA of Poecilia latipinna (sailfin molly), 732 nucleotides long. RefSeq names its product actin-binding LIM protein 1-like. NCBI's taxonomy places the organism in Eukaryota, Metazoa, Chordata, Actinopteri, Cyprinodontiformes, Poeciliidae. The transcript has 3 exons. The record is from RefSeq and is a predicted model, not a curated record. Bases 328 to 732 code for a protein of 134 amino acids.
GCACUAGAAACUAGACUAAACAUUCUUGGUAAUAUGUUGUGUUUUUGCAGUGUAGUUAAAUAACCACAGCAUAAAGCGUCUCAAACUGAGGAGAGAAGGUUACCUGAAUUUAAAACCUCUGAUUGCCAUGAAGAGAAACCCUAAAUAUACCACACCUAAUCUGCUUAGGGGGCUUGUGGUAGGAGUUAGCCUUUGUCCUGGUGGAAAACACACACACACACACACACACACACACACACACACACACUGACAAUGAUAAGGAGUCAGAGAGCAGCUUAGCCUGGACGGUGCUGCCUGGUUUCAGACGCGAUCUGUCCUGCUGGAAGCAUGAACCGCUCCAGCCUCCUGAAACUCAACAGCCUGGGGAAGCUGUGCGGCUCCGGCAACAGCAGCGACAUGGUGAUCCUGGACCGGGUCAAGAGGAAGAACUCGGUCAGGCGCAUGUCCAUCAUCGAGGACGGGCAGCUGGCCGAGGUCCUCUACCUCAUCCCCAAGCAGUGCAUGAUGGAGCAGCUGCCCUUCAUCAACCCGGACGACUACAUCGUCUGCGAGAAGCUGGCUGGGAUUCCUGCAGAGGUCUCAGUGCUGCACGCCCUGGACGGCUGCCAGCCGGGUCUUCCGGCAGGAAAACAACAAAUCCAGUGCUUCAGAUGUGGAGCGCUGUGCAAAGGAGAGGCGCUGCGAGUGCAGAGCAGCUACUUCCACCUGAAGUGUUUCACAUGCAAGGUGUAG